CGCAGACUCACCGCUAGCUGAUGGCUGAAUUAGACAUUGGGAAGCACUGUCAGAUCGGUUCCUGCAAUCAGAAAGAUUUCCUUCCGUUUGUGUGUGAUUGCUGCAGCGGUGUUUUCUGCCUUGAACACAGAAGCAGAGAGGCACAUUCAUGUUCAGAGGAACCAGUGAAAAGGGAAUCUCUAUCUGUGGGUGGCAGCACAAGUCACCCAUGCUCAUUUCAAGACUGCAAGGGAAAAGAGUUGUUGCCAGUAAUAUGUCCGCAGUGUGAAAAACAUUUCUGUCUGGCCCAUCGUCAUCAAGAUGAUCACAAGUGUGAGAAGUUGGAGGUCCAAAAGCCUCGAAUGGCAGCCACGAAAGAGCUGGUGCAAAAGAUUGUUGAGUCAAAGGAUGGAUCCAAAAGUAAAGGACGCAGAGGAGCAAAGAACAGUGCAACUGCAGCUAAGGUAGCAUUAAUGAAACUGAAGCUGCAUGCUGCAGGAGACAAGGGACUGCCACAGACAGAAAGAACCUAUUUUCAGGUGUAUCUUCCUAAAGAAUCCAAAGACUCGAGCCAGCCCAUGUUCUUCUGUUCCAAAUGGAGUGUGGGAAAAGUGGUGGAUUUUGCAGCCUCUCUAGCGAGCCUCAAGAACAGCAAUAACAUACUGACAGCUAAGAAGCUGCGCUUAUGUCACCCUCAUACAGGUGAGGCUUUGCGGAUGGACGACACCCUGCUCUCGCUGCUGGCUCACCAAGAAACCCCUCUGUACAAUGGGGGUAAUGUGAUCCUGGAGUACCUGGACAAUGAUUGCACAGGCCUGGAGGAUGUUUCUGCCUAUAUCACACAGACCUGAUAAACAGCACCAGCUACAACAUGGAUAAUUUCUGUAUGCUGUUUGUGUUUCUAUCAUUAAAGUGUUCUAUUGAAAU
This is a messenger RNA of Chelmon rostratus (copperband butterflyfish), 906 nucleotides long. It is a transcript of the gene zfand1, whose product is annotated as zinc finger, AN1-type domain 1. Gene Ontology annotation, molecular function: zinc ion binding. Gene Ontology annotation, cellular component: cytoplasmic stress granule; cytoplasm. The transcript is spliced from 8 exons. The record is from RefSeq and is a predicted model, not a curated record. Bases 21 to 830 code for a protein of 269 amino acids. Gene Ontology annotation, biological process: cytoplasmic stress granule disassembly. Lineage: Eukaryota; Metazoa; Chordata; Actinopteri; Chaetodontiformes; Chaetodontidae.